Fopius arisanus is the source of this 1875-nucleotide messenger RNA. RefSeq names its product protein phosphatase 1L. Gene Ontology annotation, molecular function: protein serine/threonine phosphatase activity; cation binding. The transcript is spliced from 4 exons. Gene Ontology annotation, cellular component: nucleus; cytosol. Gene Ontology annotation, biological process: positive regulation of canonical Wnt signaling pathway; negative regulation of canonical NF-kappaB signal transduction; peptidyl-threonine dephosphorylation. The record is from RefSeq and is a predicted model, not a curated record. The coding region runs from base 273 to 1712 and encodes 479 amino acids. Lineage: Eukaryota; Metazoa; Arthropoda; Insecta; Hymenoptera; Braconidae.
UCUAGUUUAGUCUAUCCUCUUUGAUUGUACACCUCCAAAAAGACACUCCACAAAAAAUAAGCACUCUAUUUUAGAGUGAAAUUAAAGGAUUUAAUAAAUCGUUUGGGGCCAAUUCGAAUUACUGAUUAUUAUUUCAUCGGCUUAGGACGUAGUGGGAGAAGUUUGAAGAUUGAGGGGACACGGAUUUUUGAGAUGAUAUUUUUCAAUAUGAUAUUUGGGUUUUAAUUCGAUUUUUGUGGAAACUUGUUGAAGUUUUUGGAGGUUGGCUGGAUAUGGAUGAUGAAUUGGAGGAUAAAGUGCUUUAUCAGACUUAUGUAUCAUACAUGAAGCUCUUGUCGAAGUUUGCUGUGGGUUUGCCCACGAGUUUAACCGCUGGUUCCAACACACCUAUCGGUUAUUUUUGGAGGAUGAUGCGUCUGUAUGCACUCAAGCCAGAAGUGUUAUUCUGUGGUACAGUUAUGUUCGUCAUACUGUUCUACCUGCAGGCUGUUGAUGUUUGGAGCAGAACUUUGCUCGGUAAAAUUCAGUACACCCUUCGAAAAACGAGUUCGAAGGUAUCAAAGCUGCAGUUCCUCGUUGCCAAUGCCAGUACCAGUGGGGAAAAUCUCAAAUGGGAACUCGAGGAGGGUUAUGUCGCAGCAUACGCAGUACAAGGACAUCGACCUUAUAUGGAGGAUAGAUUCGUAGUCAACGAGGACAUCAACAAAACUGGUGUUUCAGUUUUCGCGGUUUUCGAUGGACAUGGAGGAGAGUUCGCUGCGGAUUACGCCCGUGACAAGCUGAUGCCAAACAUAAACAGGAAGGUGAUUGAGCUCAAGAGCAUGAUCGCUGGUAAACCGUUACCCCGGGAUAACGAGAACGAAGAGAAUUCCCCGAGUGAAUCAAAAGUGCUUGAUAAUUCCCUGGAGAAGCGCAAGUCCUUUAGGAAGACAGUGUCAACGACUGACGACACGACGAAGAGUAAAUCAGGAAUAACAGACCCAGAGCUGCUGAACAAAUUGAACAGUCUAGUCCGUCCAAUAACGAGGGAAGUGCGACACGAUCGACCCCCCGAGGCUCCCCCAAAGGCAGUGGACAUGUCGAUGUACAUAGAGGGACAGAGAAUAAAUUACGCAAAGCUGUUGACAGACGAGGUAUUGGCAGUUGACAGUCUCCUGGUACAGGCAGCCAAGAAGAACAUGGAUGUGGCAGGGACAACAGCUCUCAUUGCAGUCCUGGAAGACAAUAAACUGACAGUAGCAAAUGUGGGGGACUCUAGGGGAGUUAUGUGCGACAGCAAAGGGAAUGCAAUUCCUCUGUCAUUCGAUCACAAGCCCCAACAGCAGAGGGAGAGGCAGAGAAUCAACAAAGCGGGGGGUUUGGUUACCUUCAAUGGGGUCUGGAGGGUCGCUGGCAUCCUCGCCACUUCCAGGGCUCUCGGAGAUUAUCCACUCAAGGACAGAAAGCUUGUUAUUGCCGAUCCUGAUAUUUUGACGUUCGAUUUGACUGAUCAUGAUCCAUCCUUUCUCAUUCUCGCCUCUGAUGGCCUCUGGGACACCUUCUCCAAUGAGGAGGCUGUUGCCUACAUCAGGGACAGGCUCAAUGAACCUUAUUUUGGCGCUAAGAGUCUCACUCUGCAGAGCUAUUACAGGGGAUCACUCGAUAAUAUUACAGUUGUCGUUAUCAAUCUCAGGAAUCGAAAGUACAAAGUGUCAGAUUCUAGAGGGAAUUAGGGAGUAGCUAGGAAAUUAUUAUUGUUGUUUUUAGAUUUUUCUUCGUGGCUUGAUCUUCUAGUCAUGGGUUUCGAUAUUUGGACUCUGCCUGGAACGUUUACAGAUGAGAGGAAUUUGAAGAUUUAUGGAGGAGUCGAUUUUAAUAAACGUAUUCAUGAAAAUA